UUCUAACCAAAUUUUGUAGUUCUGAUACUUCAUACUUGGUAUCAGCUAGCCACUGCAUAUCUUUCUGGAAUUUCUGUUUGAUCUUAUUCUUGUGUUAAUGUUUGGUUGCUGAAAUUGCUUUAAUCAAUAAUCUCCCAUGCAUUUAGCCAAUUUUUCUGGCAUCCAGUCAGUAGCAGGGAGAUCUUCUGCUUGGGCCAUUUAAAAGCUCUUAUCAGGUUGCAAAUGGCUUCCGAGUCAAAGCCUCAAGAAGAAGCUGAUGAAGACAGGAUCAGCAAACUGCCAGAUGAUGUUCUUUGUCAUAUUCUUUCAUUACUUGAUACACAUGAAGCGGUGCGUACAACUAUCCUGUCAAAAAAAUGGAACAACUUCUGGACUUCACUUCCAAAUCUUGAAUUCUAUGACAAAUAUUUCCCUACAUCAUAUUCAUGGCUCGAAUAUGAAUGUGAUCCUUUUAUGACGUUUGUUGAUCGUGUAAUGCUUCUUCAUGACUCAAAAGACAUCCGAAAAUUCUCUCUUUCUCGUAUGCAUAGAGAAGUUGAAUUUGUGGUUGAGGAUGUAUAUCAUAUUCAUCGCUGGAUUGACGCUGCCAUUGAGCAUAACAUUGUUGAACUUGAUCUUUCUCUUGUGGACUGCAAGGGAAUGAAUUUUUAUUUGCCUCAGAGCCUUUACACAUGCACAACGCUAGUUGUUUUGAAGGUAGAAUCAAAUUGUAUUUCCUAUGAUCCUCCCAUCACAGGUUGUUUUCCAAGGCUUAAGGUGCUUGUUGUUUCAUUUACGAAUCCUGAUAGUCCUGAUCCAGUUAGGAGACUCUUUUCUUGUUGCCCUGUACUCGAAGAUCUAGCUAUAUAUGGAUAUCCUGGAAGAGAUGCUUUGGAUAUUACUAUCUCUGCACCUGAAUUGAAGACAUUAAAGAUACAUUUGAGCUGCAAUGAAUAUUAUAUGUAUGACCCUGCAUACACUUUUAAUAUUGAUGCCCCAAAGCUGGAAAACUUCAGUCUCAAGGAUCCUUGGUUUCUUUCAAACUAUCAUUUGGAGAAUGGAAAUUCUUUAGUUAAAGCUAAAAUUGUACUCAACGACUCAGAGGAUUAUGAUCCUAUCGACUUUGCUGAUCGUACAACUGCCUUACUAGGAAGAAUUUCAAAUGUUGAAUGCUUGUCUUUUUCAGCUGCAUUUCUGGAGGAUUUUCAUCUUUCCACUUUUGAUACUCUGUACCAAUUGGAGCUGAGUCUUGGUGGUUGCAAUAACUGGGAAUUGCUAAUAGAGUUUCUCAAGAAAUCUCCAAAUCUGAAACAUCUCGUCUUAAAAAAUAAGGGCCGUUUACCAUAUUUUGAAUUAGAUGAGCUUGAAAGUAAUCUGGUUAGUCCACCAGUGUCACCAAAUUGUUUGCUUUCAUCCCUAGAGACUAUCUCUAUUAAGCAAUUCACGGGACAGCAGGAUGAGAUGGAAGUGGCAGAAUAUUUGUUAAAGAACGGUGAGGUGUUGAAAACAAUGAAGAUCUAUAUUAUGAAUCCUAGAUCUACAGGUGAGCCUACAAAAGAAGAGUUAUCCAAUAAACUUUUAAUGUAUGAAAAGGGUUCAAAAACUUGUCAAGUUGAAGUUAUCUAUGAUGAAAAUUGGACGAAGUAUACUAAUGUUAUAAGCUGUAGUGAGAUAAGGGAAUCGGUUGAGAAGUAUAAGAGACUUUCAAACGUGCGUCUUGUUAACGUUGUAAAAGAAUAAGAUGACUCUUUUUUAUGUUAGUUUGCUUUCUGUUGUAUAAGUUUCUUAUCAACUGUGUGUAUCUUCCUAUAACUAUGAAAUUGUAUUAAUUAUUACUGUGGUGA
Messenger RNA from Rosa rugosa (rugosa rose), 1823 nucleotides. Its product is annotated as F-box/FBD/LRR-repeat protein At5g56420-like. Lineage: Eukaryota; Viridiplantae; Streptophyta; Magnoliopsida; Rosales; Rosaceae. Bases 223 to 1719 code for a protein of 498 amino acids. The record is from RefSeq and is a predicted model, not a curated record. Gene Ontology annotation, molecular function: protein binding. The transcript is spliced from 5 exons.